Symbiodinium sp. CCMP2456 is the source of this 3333-nucleotide messenger RNA. The record is from the annotation of a GenBank genome assembly. NCBI's taxonomy places the organism in Eukaryota, Dinophyceae, Suessiales, Symbiodiniaceae.
AUGGAGGAUGAUAAUAUCGUGCUCGAGGAGAGCGUAAGCCCAGCUGAGGUGGAAGCCCAGGCUACCAUGUCAGCUGGCGGUCCGGAACGGGGGCUGAUGCCCAGCUCUGGUGGUCGUGAUGACACUGGAGGAUAUGGGGGCAGAGAUCGGGAAAGAUCUCCUGAGGAUCAGGCCAGAGAGCUGCUUGAAAACUGCGAUGGUCUGGAGCCCCCGUACGAGUACAUGUCGGUCGAAGGCACGGCAGAUGCCAUAGAGGAUCGAAGUCCCCGAGAUGGGGAGAACGGUGCAACCGGAAGUCCCGGAAGCUUUGGCGAAGUUCUGGAACCUGAUCGCAGUGCUGAGCAAGGCUUGGGUGGCUCUCCGGAAUCUCGUGGCAUCCACAGGGGCCGAGAACGAGCUGGGACUGAAACUGGGGCUAGGAGAGCAGAGGAGCGAAACCAAGGGUCGGGUGGUCUGAAUGUGGACAUCGAGGACCUGGUGAAGCAACUGUUGGCCCAGAAUCAGGCACUCAGCGAAGAGUUGGCCUAUGUUCGUCAAGAGAGUAGAGGACUUAGAAGUGUGAGAGCGCCCAUGGAAGGAGCAGGUGCGUGUGCUCCGGCCUCCCUGGACACAAUGCGCGGUGUCAAAGCCUGCUCUGGCACCGUCGGAGCUCUCAACUGUCAGGUGCCGUUCAGCACAGGUCAAGGUCACAUAGGAGGGAAUACAGGAUCUGUAAGCGUAGCGGCAUCUUUCGCCUCCAGGGAACCCUCUGUCGAGUACACUGCGCAAGGAAUCCUGGAUGCAGAGGGACGGGUACAGGUUGUAUCUAAGGGUGCCGAGUAUUUCUCGAUAGCUUCGGAAGAGGUUGAUGCAGCCCAGAAGCAUGGAGAGGCCUACUUGGUUCCUCCUCCAAUGGACACCGCCGAGGCCUCAAGGAUCUCCGCCGCGUACAAGAAGCCCGAGUCCAGAACCAGAGUCCCAGAUGGACCCCCACCGGAGUCUCCACCGAGCGUUGACCGAGCCGAGUCCCAGGAGACAUCGAAAGACUACUUGCCAGGCGAACGGACUAUGUGGGAGUUGCCAAAGCUUGGCACUCCGUCGGAGCCGAACCCAGCUCUUCGGUGCAGCGACUGGCUGCACAGAAUACAGCCGUCGAUUCAUGACCUGGCUCCAAAAGCUCACCUGUGGUGGACUGAAGUGAUCAGCGAAGCCCGAAGAGCCUACGGACUAUGGGUGUCGGCCUCUCCCCUGGAGCGAAUUGCAAUAAAAGGGUUACCUUCGGAACGGUUGAAAGCGGAGAAGUAUCUUCGGUUAGAGUCCCGGGCAUUGGCAAUGUUGAGCAAGGCGGUUCCCCAGACAAUAUACGACUAUGCCCUCAGUGUUCGGAACACUACAUGUGUAGGUUUAGUGUUCUUUGUGCUGAAGGCCUUCCAACCGGGAGGUCUUCAUGAAAGGACAGAACUACUGAAAGGGCUUACGGUCCUACCAGAAGGGACUAGUGCACGUCAGGGUGUGGAUGCUCUGAAUAUGUGGUUCAGGCACCUUGAAAGGGCCAGAGGGAUGAGUGUUGCCAUUCCUGACUGCACCCUACUCCUGGAUGCCUUAGACACCAUGUCGAAGUCCUUGCUUGAACGCAGUCCUGCCCUGCUAUUUCGUAUGAAUACGACGAGAAUGGCACUGCAACUGGAUACUGUACCGACGCUUUCAUCGGUAGAACAGUUCGCCAGGGCUUUGAUGGCCGAACUUGAGGUGAUAGCCGUGAGUGGUGGAGACCAACAAGGAAACAAGGGAGAUGCGGCGAAGUCGGGAGGCGAGGCAACGGCAGCGAUCAAGGAAGCGACACAACUCCUGCAGAGCAUGAGGAUUGCCAGUGUUGAUGCGCACCUUAGAGCGGUUCCAGUGACGCCAAUUGUCUCUGUUGCUGCACUCUUGGAGCUUGGCUUUCGUGUGAGUUGGACGAAAGAGCACUGCCGGAUCUGGCAUCAUACCCGCGGCCAACUUGACGUCGACGCCACAUCAGGGUGUCCGGAGAUUGACCACGACACCGCGCUGAGUUUAAUUUCAGAGUAUGAAGGGUACAUAAAAGAAAAGGAUGUGCAUGAAGCAAGGGUCAGAUGCAUUCUUCAGGACAUGGUUAGUACCACCAAUGAGGACCUCUCGGAGCUUAUGCGGUCGGGAGGAGUAGAAGCGUUGGCUGCUAUGCGAAUGUUGGUCACAAGGUUGUUCCCUGAAGUACCAGACGAGCUUCAGAAGCAGGUUCCGCCGUCACUGUGUCAGAGUGGGAUACUUGGAGGGUGGAACCGUCGAACUCGUCGCAGAGCCGAGAAGGCUGAUGGGAUUGUGGUGCAUUUCUCUGAAAAGGACUCGAGGCGUGUCUUUGAAGAUACCGUCGAUCGGUGUGGGUGGAUGCUGCUGCAUGUGGAUGUCCAUAGCAGUGCGCUGUCUGAAGCUGCAUACGCCUUCCUCAUCAGUUUAGCAAUGAAAGGCCCAGAGGCAUCUACGCGCAGGCACGAUGAUAUCCUGGUGUUGAGGAUGAUGUUCCUGCAUGCGGUUGCCUCAGGAGUCAGUGAGAGGUUGAGGUUGCUAGCGCCAGUCUUUGUUCUUGAACAGCCAGAGGAUCAGCCUGGAAGUGACAUCCCGUCAUUGUGGGUGACUCCAGAAUGGAGAGCUUUCGCAUCCAUGUUUGAAGUUGGCGAAGUGUCCUUUGAUCAAGGACCCCUGCUGCAUCAGAAACGGAGGCCGACGACAUUGGCCUCCAACCUCCCACCGGCAGCUAGCCUGAUAGGGAACGAUUGCAAGUACUGUGUCCGGGGGAGUGCCCGGAGAAAGCAGCAUAGGCGUGUCUUGUGUCCCGAGGCAUGGAGCCUGUCAGUUGACACAGCUGGACCUUACAAGAAGGGAGACGACGAGAUGGCAAAAGGUGUCCGGUAUAUGAUUGUAGGGGUGCUGACGGUUCCGGUAAUAGCCUUUGAAAAGGAGGAGGAACCAGCUGCACCAGAGGAUCCUGCUGAGGGGGUUGGUGGUGCUCUUGAUGAUGAGGAGCUACUUGCAGAUGGUGAAGAUGAACCAGAUGAGCCGCUGAGUGCAAAGGAGGUCGCUGAGGCAAGGUGCGGCAACAACGAGUGGGACAAAGUGCUGGAAAGAGAUCAGAAGGCCUGGAAAGAGGAAGCCGAGAAGGAUCACCUUCCACGCAUCAAGCUGAUUGAAUGGCCGUUUGUUGAACCGGUUGCAGGAAAAACUCAGCAAAAUGUAUUAGCGGCCAUCCGUAAGAUGAGGGCUGAGGCACUAAGUCUGGGUUUUGAGGUAAAAGGAUUCACACAGACAGAGGACGAGAGUACCUCAAUAAUGGGUUGA